Aspergillus bombycis is the source of this 780-nucleotide messenger RNA. RefSeq names its product sulfotransferase family protein. The record is from RefSeq and is a predicted model, not a curated record. The transcript has a single exon. NCBI's taxonomy places the organism in Eukaryota, Fungi, Ascomycota, Eurotiomycetes, Eurotiales, Aspergillaceae. Bases 1 to 780 code for a protein of 259 amino acids.
AUGGGCCAACAGGCUUCUACUCCCCAACAGGGAACAAAAAUCCAAGUCAUCGGGGCUGGUCUCUCUCGGACGGGGACGGCAUCCUUUAGCAGCGCUCUUAAUAUCCUUCUGGAAGGACCGGUCUAUCAUGGUGGGACACAGGUGACGAUGGGGCCGCCAAAGGAAAUCAAGUCAUGGAUCAAAAUCAUGCGGAACUGCAUGACAGGAGUGCCACAGGACCGAGAGAAAGCGCUCACUCUUCUGGAGGAGACAUUAGACGGAUAUGCUGCUAUCACCGAUGUGCCCGGCUCACAACUUGUCCCAGAACUUCUUGAACUGUACCCUGAUGCCAUGGUCAUCUGUACCGUUCGAGACCCGGAAGCCUGGUUCAAGAGUUAUAUGCAGGUCCGCGACCUGGCGACGUUAUGGUUCCUUCCAGCCGUCCUCCUACCGCUUCCUGGGAUGAGACAUUUCGUUGAGUGGAUUUCCUUAUUUCCAAAACAGCGACGUCGGUUAUACGGGGAGCCAGAAUCGAUGGCGGAUAUUUAUCACCGUCAUAUUGCCUGGUUAAAGGAAGUUGUGCCCCAGGAUCGUCUGGUGUUUUUUGAUGUGAGGGAGGGUUGGGAGCCGCUGUGCAAGGUACUUGGCAAGGAUGUGCCAAAGGACAUCGCAUUCCCGCGCAUCAAUGAUGGCAAAGCCAUGGAUGCGGUGGCGAGAUCUCAUAUCAAGCGUGGCCUUACUCGAUGGGCUGCUUUCCUUUCGGUGGUUGGUGUUAUCACUGCAUGGUCCGUUCUACGUUGA